AUGGCCGACUCUAGUACAGGUCCGCGAACAAGCAGACCCAAGUCCCGACAGUCCAUUGCCCUCAUGCCAUCAACCAGAGGAUCCGCUUCACGAGACAAUGCGACAACUGACAUUGCCGCUCUCAAAGCCCAGGAUGCGGAAGCUAUAGUCGCAAAGAGGAAGCAGCGUGGCAAAAGCCUAGGGCCCGGCGGUCUCGAAGCUCUGAGAGAGUCCUCAGGGAAUUCAACCAAGACAACAACGCCCUUUCAAAUCAAGUCAAUCUUAAAGCCUACGAUACCUCUUACACCGCCCAAAGCGAUUCCUACAUUUGACGAACUCCGGAAACGCAGCACGGGAAAGGGAAAAUCACCCGCAAAAAGUGCGGCUGAAGAGCUUUUGAUUGACUUCUCCACGCCCGGUCCUAGCAGACAAGAUAGCAAAGAAGUGUCAUUAUCAGGCGCUGAGAAUGUUGCUGAUCCAUUCAGCCCUAUGGCACGACGGUCGCCACGCAAGAGCAAUGCGGGUGAACAGAGCGCAGGAGCACUCGAGCUGGAGCAGGAGGAGGAACGCCAGCGCCAGGCGGAAAAGGCGGCUAUACUCGAACGACGAGCAGCGAGAAGGAAAUCAAUGGCCAAUCGUCGAGUUUCCUUCGCACCUGAGGCUACUUUGCAUACCUGGAGUGUCAUGGAACUCGUAGAAGAUUCGACAACAAGUUCUGCCUCGAAUUCCACAAGAAGACAGUCCUCGAUAACUGCGCAACAAUCCCCCGACAAGUCGCUUCGGUCGCCUGAUCGGGUACAAACUCCUGCAACCCCUACUGCGCAAACUGAAGAAGACGUGGUCAAGGAGUCCCCAGCGAACCAACGAGACCUGCACCAAAAGAAGCGCCGUCGCAGAAGUUCUGGUCUUGCUGAGCCAAUGCUAGAUGCUACUGAUGAGUCUGUUUACUCCUCGAGCCCUUCAGGAGACGUCGCAACCAACAGCAGCCCAAUGCGGGUUGAGGAAGGCAUUGAGUCCUCGGAUGAGUCAGAUACCGAUGGUGAUACUGCCAUGAGUAUGGACGAAUCGACCGUGCACUCGACAAAUUCUGAAGAAUCGGCGUCAAGCUCUCACUCCAGUCUGGACGAUCGACUUCGUCAAGCAGCAAAUCAGGCUGGCACUCGUGGUAUUGAACACGAUGAAUAUGGCGAAGAUCUUCCCAUGGAAAUGGCCACUGGUACUAUCACGAGCGCUUUCCAGCCUUGGGCACUCAAUCGAGCAGCGGAGAAUGACAAUAUCACAGUACAUGACCAGGAAAAUGUCUACCCAGUCUUGCCUUCCUUGCCAGCAGACGAGGGUGAUGAUGUGGAGAUUGAGGACGACGAUGAAGAAGAAAGUCAUGAGAUGAGUAUGGAUGUGACGAGUGCAGUUGGCGGAAUUGUCUCCAGCCUGUCGCCUGAACAACAUGUUGCUAAGUCACGUCGCAAAAGCGGCAUCCGUCGUCGUCGAUCUUCUGUCAAUGAGUCUGUCAUGGACGAAACUAUGGAGUUCACUGUCAUGCAGGGGGGAAUUAUUGGCACGGGGGGCGACAAUACCACGAACAGUCGUGCUUCAGAUGAAGAUAUCAGUAUGGAGUUUACGCAUGCGGCUGGAGGUGUUUUGGACGCCGCCAUUCGCCGGGAGUCCUUGCAAUCCGAGGUGGUUGAUGAGAACACCGCCAUGGACAUGACCGCAGCUGUUGGUGGGAUUUUGCCCCCUAUUGAUGAGCAGACUGAGCCACAGACAGAUGUCGAAGACCAGACCAUGGCCAUGGAGACCACAAGAGCUAUCGGUGGCAUCCUUUUCAAUAGCCAGCGUUCAAAGCGACAAUCUCUUCUGGAUCAGACGCAAAACCUGCCCAGACCCGAUGUGGAUGAAGAACAAACAACGACUAUGGACAUGACCAAAGCUGUGGGUGGCAUCCUCCCGGGUGAUAAGCGAGCAAGACAGUUUCUUACGGGCGAGACCAUCCCCUCACCACAGGCAAUGCCAGAACCUGAAGGUGACGAGGAAGACCAGACUAUGGCUAUGGAUAUGACCAGGGCUGUAGGAGUUAUUCUGCCCGGCGGCCAACAAGCUACGGACAUGCCGCCUCCGAACGAGUCGGCGACUGCAUCAUCACCACGUCCUCGGCCAACAGAACAGACCACACUGAGAUCUACACCGAGGUAUCAACACCAUAGAACUUCGAUCGCCUCUGAAACUGGGAGUCCAAGUCUUUCGUUGAAACCUCGAUCAUCGGCCAGGUCUCAACGCAGCGCCUCAAAACCAUCUACCACGCCACAUGGCAAAGUCCAUGACACUACACCAGUCAAGGCGACAACGCAAGCCCUGCGGGGUACUCCUUCAAAGCAGAUUACACCCAUCCCUACAAAGCCGGAGUCUCCCAACAAAACUCCUCUCUCCGCAAAUGUUGUUCACAGGGGCGCCUCACCCAAGAAACUAUUUAAGGCAGAAAUCAAAGCUAGGGCAUCGCCCGCCUCCACGAAGCGAAAUCAUCUCUUUUCACCUGGAAGUCAGACCCCGAGCAUCGUCCUGAAAGCCACCAGACCAUCUAUUGCUCGCCGGCGCUCGAGUGGAAUUGGCAUUGGUAAAAAUGGGAUAGGCUCCCCUCGAGUCACUGAAUUGCUAGAUCGUCGGUCUUCGAUCGGUGACGCUGCGCCUCACUUCAAGCUUGUUAGUAUAGAGCCGGACAAAUUGCGGUCUGAAGAUCCACAGCAGAUCGCGCAGGAAGUCGAGGCCGAGAGAGCAGAAGAGCACCGGCGCGAGAGCGGGCGACUCAUCAUGGAGCAAGAAGCCGACGAACCCCAAGAGGAAAACACUACGGCAACGCUAAAGGAUAUGAUUGAGUCAAUGACACCACAGAAGCCGAAAGGCAGCAAGGUCAAAGGAAGGAAGAGCUUUGCCGUUGGUGCGGCCAAAGGCUUGCUGGGGAAAAGACCUGCAGAGCUGGAUAUGGAUGAUAACGAUGAGCCCGACUCUACACCGAAACGCUUACGGGUUGUUUCCAGAGAAAGCAGCCCGGUAAAGCAGAUCCGUCUGCCAAAGCCUCCGAGCAAGGACGAGACGACCGGCAGGCUUGGAGCCAAAUUGCAGAAAUCGUUGCAAGACAUGGCCAACACGGACAACAUAACACCAACCCUACGAGUAGCUUCGCCGACCAAGAACACCAUCCCGCAGAGCCCAGCUCAUACUGGACGAUUCAGGGAUGUUGAGGCUAGUGCUGAUGCAAGACCAGAAUCGUUUGAGGACAAACUUGACAAUGUUAUGGGAGCAAUCGACAUUUCAACUGCUCAAAUGGAUGUGGGAGCUGCUAAAUUUCAUGAGGAGAAAAUCUCCCUGCAACAGUUCCUCAACAUGACAAAUAUCCACUUCAUUGAGUUGUCGACUACAAAGCGAAGGCACACAAUGGCACAAUCAAUGCCCACCAGGCCGUCCCAAGAAGGCAUGGGUGGCAGCAGCACUGAAGCAAGUUUUGUUGCAGCUGCUACCACACUCCCUCUUCUCGAAUUGUACCAGCAUGCCACAAGAGAGCUCAAGACCUACAUUUCCACCGGCCGAAAGAUCAUCCGCUCUAUUGAAGCGGAAACACUUGCUGAACAGCCAGCCCUCUUUCGCGAGUACGUAGAUGCGCGUCCAGACAUGAAGGUUAUCAUGGACAAUCAAUUUCGAAACGGCAAAGCCCACGCUCGACUUCAAAGCAAGGAAGGGUGGUACCAAUGGAGAACACAGCUGGUAGACGGUCUCAAGACCGGGCUUCAAGGUAUUGAUGAAGGCAUGAAAGCUGAUCUCGAACUUUUGCAACAACAGCAACAAACGCUAGAUGAUGUGCUCCCGGUACUGCACCAGGAACGGGCCGAUCUCGAGAGUCACAAGUCCUCGUUAGAGCAAAGCCUUAAAGAGCUGGACAGUGUCAAUCAUGAAGCCUUGAACGAUUGCCGUCGCCAACUCCAAAACGCUGACGAAUACUUCCUGCAGAGAUCUGCUUUGCUCGACUCCCUGCAAGAACAAAUGAAGGAGAAAGAAGAAGCACUUCGAGCUGCUGACGAGUUAAAGAGCGAAAUGAAAGAUCAAAUCGCAGAAGCUGACCGAGUACGUGAAGAACACAAAGGUUGGCCUGUCUCAGAUGUCUUGGCUCUGAAGUCCAGAGUCGAGGCCAUUGAGAAGCAAACCGGUUGGCGACUUGUCAGUGCUGAAGAGGAAGUGGACGAGCCAAUUGACCUGGGUGCUGCUCUGGUCAUGACAUACAAAGAUGAGCUGAGGCUCUUCUUUUAUCCUCAAUCGUUCCAGUGCAAGGUGAUGGACGCGCCUCGACGCAGAUCAGGGAGGAGAUCUGCAUCUUCAAGCGGUCCAACUGCUCCCAUCAGCCUAACAUAUGCACCUACAAACCUCGAAGACCCAGAUGCUUCUGUGUCAGAGCUCCCCACAGAGAAGCGCUUCUUCCUGCAACUAAUUAGGAGUCAGUUACACGCCUAUGCGAUGAUGCCGAAGAGGUCGGUUGCGUCCAAGACAGUGUUGGCGACAGUGUCUGAUGGCUGGAGCCUUGCUUGCAAAGUCUCUGAAGAACUACGCCUGCUCAAUUUCAUCGGCAUCUCGACUGCCACCAUCCUAAGUGAUGAGAAGCUCGGACUCAAAGUCAUGGUCAUGACUUCGAAACAAGGACGCAUUGACAUCGAGUUCGCUGUGUCUGUCACGAUUUUGAGUGACGGAAACAUUGUCACAUCCACCAACGUCACUGCAAGUGCAAUGUACGGGUUGGCCGUGGGGUUGAUCAGCGGCUCCAAGGGCAGGAAAGUGCAACACGCGUUAAGCAAGGAAGUCGAGAGCAGAACUCUCGGUGAGGGAGCCUUCCUGCAAGCUGUCCAAGGCUUUGAAGAGUGGUUGUACGGGCAGGAGAAAGCGAACCAAGAGGCCCAAAAAGAGGCAAAGACAGAGGCGACCACGCCCGCUCCUGCAACAGCGCCGGCGGAUGUCGCUCCUCAAUCUUCGUCAGCUCCGACUUCUACGACACCAGCACGGAACCCACUUGCUCCGAAACGCGCAAAUGCGAUCCAAAAGAGAGCACUGCCCAUUCCGAAACAGAGGCUGGAGAAAGUCUCGCAACAGCCAUCUCAACCCAUUCAACACGCGCAGUCGCAAGCUCAAUCCCAGGCUGAGAAGGAAAACUUCAACCCGACGGUCUCGGUGCUCGGCAAGCUGAACUCCCAACAAGACCGCAAUGGUGGCGGGGGUGGAGGUGAUUGGGAGGAAAUGGUCACGAGAGCGGCCAUGCCGCCGGACGUGCAAGAGCAAUUGUAUCAGAUGCACACGCCUAUUAAGCGGGUCGGGGCAUUGAGGAGGAGUCCGAUUCAGUAG
Molecule: messenger RNA, 5352 nt
Organism: Cladophialophora carrionii CBS 160.54
Lineage: Eukaryota; Fungi; Ascomycota; Eurotiomycetes; Chaetothyriales; Herpotrichiellaceae
Exons: 2
Coding region: 1-5352 (1783 amino acids)
Biological process (GO): protein localization to kinetochore; mitotic sister chromatid biorientation; mitotic spindle assembly checkpoint signaling
Source: RefSeq, a predicted model, not a curated record